UUAUAUUUUUCUUGAAAAAUUUGACAUAUGACUUUUUGAUUGAAAUAUAAACUAUAUUCAUUUCUGAAUAAGAAUAACAAACAAUAUUUCAAAGAUAACAAUCAGAUAUAUUUUAAAUUAAUUUUUUAAAAGGGUCACUUUUGUUUACUUUUGCUCUUUAAAAUAGGCCUAAAUUUAAAAUCCCAACAGUUUCCUCACUAAUUAUCCGAUUUUAAAAAUUUUUUCGGUUUUAUGAUAUUUAGCUCUACCACUGUACAAGUUUUUAAUACUACUAUUUUCGUUGUUAACAUGGAUUUCAUUGGUUGUUACAGGCUAAAAUAUUUAGUUUAUUUGAAUUUCAACCAAUCAGAGGCUUUCUUACAAAAUCGUUUGGCAGCCAUUUUGUUUACAAAUUUCACAUGUGCUUUCCUGUUGACUGGAUAUCUUCAUACAGUUAGCACAUAAUUUUGUGUUGUUUACAUCUUGUGUUAGUCUAUAAUUCUAGCUAAGCAUUAAAAAAAUGGGGAAAAAGGCAAAACAACGUAAUGAUCGUCCAAAGAAGAGAAAAUUUCACGGUAAUAUGUAUUUUAAAAAGUUAAAGUUCGAUGGUGAUUGUGAUAAGGAAAAUGAAAGUAGCUCUGUCACAGAGUCUGUGAUUGAAGAUGUUGUCCAGGAUAUUGAUAAUGAAAGUAGCCAUGGGGAUGCUGAACAGAUAAGUACAAAUACAUCUUUUAUGAAAUUAAACUCAAGUGUAAAUGUUGAAAAUUCUUAUUCUGAUAGCAAUACAGGUUACAGGUUAUUUGAUCUCCAAAAUUUAGUUAACUUUAUGAGAGUAUUUCCAUGUCCCUCUUGUGAGGAGCAUUGUGGUUUUGAUUUAACUGAAAAUAAUUGUGGAUUGUCCUGCAAAGUUUCCUUUUCUUGUAUAAAAUGUAAGGAAACAUUUACUUUAAAUAGUUCUAAUGAGAAUAUUAACUUAAGAUUUCAGUUAUCAAUGUACUCAAUAGGUUGCCACUAUGAGCAAGGUAAGAAAUUAUUAGGUAAUAUGAAUAUGCCCCCUCCUGUUAGUGUAACUCGCAGCAAUCAUUUUAAAAGUAGGAUACAUAAUGCUACAGCAAUAGUUGCUAACACUGUACAAGAAGAAGCAGCAUCAGAGCUUAGAAGUUCUCAAUUGUCUGAAGAUGUCACAGUAUCUUGUGAUGGCACUUGGCAGAGACGCGGCUUUGUAUCUAAAAAUGGAGUAUCCACUGUCUUGUCUGUCAAUCCUAAAGGUCCUCCUAAAGUUAUUGAUACUUUUACAAGUAGCAGCUACUGUGAUAAGUGUUCCAAGAGCAAAAAGAAGCUUUCCCCUGAACAGUUCUUGAUAUGGAAAGAAAAGCAUGCAGAAGAGUGUGAGCAAAAUCAUGUUGGAACCGCAGGAGCGAUGGAGCCGCAAGGAAUUCUUAAAAUAUUUCAACGGUCACAGGAAAAGUAUGGAUUAAAUUAUGUAGGUUAUCUAGGGGAUGGUGAUUCCAAAAGUUAUAAAACUGUUGCAGAUGCAGACCCAGAAAUUUAUACAGGUAAGAGUAUCACUAAGUAUGAAUGUUGCGGACAUGUCCAAAAGCGCAUGGGGCGCAGAUUGAUGGACAAGGUAAGUGAAUGCAAAGGAAAACUUUAUAAAGAGAAUGGAAAGCAAUAUAAAGGUAUAGGAGGAGCAGGUAGGCUUACACAAUCAGCAAUUAAGAGAAUACAGGGUCAUUAUGGUGGUGCUAUUAGAAAAAAUGCAGGUAAUAUUGUUGCAAUGAAAAAGGCUGUUUGGGCUAUUUGGAAACAUAGGACAGGUGUACAUGAUGAUUGUGGAAAGUGGUGUAUUGGACAAAAGGACUUGGAUAAAGCAAAUAAGAAUAAGCUACCUAAAUUUGUAACAGAUGAAAUUAAACCAGUAUUUGAGAUCCUCUCAUCCAAUGCUUUAUUAGAGAAGUGUUUGCACGGCGGUACACAGAAUGCGAAUGAAUCUUUUCACAAUUUAAUUUGGAAGAGGUGUCCAAAGACAGUCUUUGUAGGAAAAAAGAGGUUGGAAAUAGCUGUACAUGAUGCUACUAUUGUUUAUAAUCAAGGGGAGUUGGGUCGCAGAGAAGUUUUUAAACUUUUAGGCUUAGAUUGUGGUUUUUAUGCCGAGGCGUCAUUUCGAGCUUCGGAUAAAAAGAGAAUUAUGUCUUCAUUGAGUGUCCAACAAAACCAGAAUUGUAUGUCCAAGAGCUCAAAAACUAGAGUAACUAAUGCAGAUGAUCACAUAGAUGAUAUAUAUAUACCUGGGGGCUUUUAGGUUCAAUUUAGUAAUCAGAAUUUGUCAAAUCUUUCAGUUUUUCUUAAUUUUCUCAAAAUAUGAAUUUUUGGUAUAUUUUUGACACGGAUGUCAAGAUUAUUCAAAAACUAUUUAAGCUUUAGCUAUCAAACUUUCAGACAUUGUUCCUCUCCCAAGUGUGCACCAAACAUGCUAUUUUUAUGCAGUUUGCUAUUAGAGUUUAAAAGUUAUGACUUGUGAACAUAUCCCUACCCCUACUACUUUUUUGAAAAAUUAUAGUCACUUGGGUAAAAAUUCAUAAAAAAAAAAGUUUUUAUUGGUUUUAAAUAAUUAUAGUUCAGAUUGUGUAUUUUAAGUAAAGCUUCAAGGCUUGAUAAUUUGUUUUUUAAUAUCUUAAGUAGAACUUAAAUCAUCUUGACAUUACUAACAAUAACUUUUUGGGUGAUUUUAGCCCAUUUUGACCAUAAAACAUUAAUUUUUUUCCAGAAUUAUACUUUAAGGUGGGUUUAUUAAUGUUUUUUAUCAAUACAGUACCUAUCCAAACAUAUAUAAACACAUUUGAAUUAAUGUAUGUGCAUUUUUCAAUUUGGGGGUUUAACCUGC
This is a messenger RNA of Physella acuta, 2863 nucleotides long. RefSeq lists its product as uncharacterized. The record is from RefSeq and is a predicted model, not a curated record. NCBI's taxonomy places the organism in Eukaryota, Metazoa, Mollusca, Gastropoda, Physidae.